AUGGAUGUUGAGAAGUUGUCCAACGAAGAACUGAACCUGGCAUUUCAGAAAAGAGGACAAGGACCUUUUCCCAUUACUCCAAGCUCAAGAAAAGUUAUCGAAAGAAAACUUCUUCGGCUCCUGGAGAAUGAAAGCGUCACAAAUGGUAACUCAACCGCUGUAAGUUUUUUGUUUUGGAUUUCGUGAAUACUAUAAGUUUUUUUCAAUCUUUUACCAUUGUAAUUCCUCACAAUGUACACGUUGACUUUAGGCACCAGAGAAUGAUACCAAUGGAACUAAAAUAAACGGUCAUCUGUUAAAGAACGUCCACCAAGCCAGUCCGUCGAGAGAAAGUCCAUUAAGAAACGUUAGCCCUCCAAGAACCAGUCCACUUCGGCAACUCAGUCCACCAAUUGAGGACCAAGCGCAAGAAGAAGAGGACGACGAUGGAUUUGAUGGGGAAACGUCGGCCCGAUACUUUUCAGAAGAGGAAAGAGCGUCUUUAACUUUCUCUCAUCAUCAUCCACCCAAGGCUCAGCCAGUGCGUUUUUAUGGCUCUGGCUUUGCCAUUUUGGGUCUUCUUGUUCUUCUGGGUAUGAUGUUCAAAAUUGUAAACGACAACAUCGAUAAAGUGUAUCACAAAGAGUUGUGA
Molecule: messenger RNA, 631 nt
Organism: Bursaphelenchus xylophilus (pine wood nematode)
Lineage: Eukaryota; Metazoa; Nematoda; Chromadorea; Rhabditida; Aphelenchoididae
Source: the annotation of a GenBank genome assembly